Molecule: messenger RNA, 1008 nt
Organism: Anoplophora glabripennis (Asian longhorned beetle)
Lineage: Eukaryota; Metazoa; Arthropoda; Insecta; Coleoptera; Cerambycidae
Product: cholecystokinin receptor-like
Exons: 4
Coding region: 1-978 (325 amino acids)
Biological process (GO): neuropeptide signaling pathway
Cellular component (GO): membrane
Molecular function (GO): neuropeptide receptor activity
Source: RefSeq, a predicted model, not a curated record
AUGCUCGUCAUCCUUCUAGUGAGCUGUAUGUCAGUGUAUUCACACAAGCUAUACAAAUUUAGUCGAGCCUCGUCGGUAGCCGUGGGCGUGUGGACUCUGGUGGCAAUAUCCGUCGAGCGCUACUACGCUAUCUGCCAUCCCUUGAGAUCCCUGCAAUGGCAAACCCUCAGCCAUGCCUACAGGCUCAUCAUAGCUAUAUGGAUCGGAAGUCUAAUAUGCAUGACACCAAUUGCUGUUUUAAGUCAACUUCAACCGACUAAACAAGGUAAUCAUAAAUGCAGGGAAAACUGGACGUCUCUGGACUACGAGAAAGCAUACAAUAUAUUUUUGGAUGUUAUAUUACUUGUCAUACCACUUCUGGUGCUGGCGGUGACUUAUUCUUUGAUCACAAGGACUCUCUGCAAGGGAAUGAAGACAGAGAAGCAUCUGAGAGACAAUAGUGUUCACAACGCGGUCAGCGUCUACAUAAACCUCCAAGGCAGGAGCUCCACGCGCCUAAGCUACAAAAACUCCUCGCGCCAAUUCUCGAGCAGGCACCAGUUGCAGCAGAACUUAUCGGAAGACUCCAACAGCCCCGUUAACGGCUCCAGAAGGCAGACCCCAGGCCUGCGCAGAACGAACGCAGAACGGAGCCUGCUGAACAAAAAGCGAGUCAUCAAGAUGCUCUUCGCCGUGGUACUAGAGUUCUUCAUUUGCUGGACUCCUUUGUACGUCGUCAACACCAUAGCUCUGUUCGACGCCUCCAUCAUCUACAACAACAUCGGCUACACGGGAAUAAGUUUUUUCCAACUUUUGGCUUUCACCUCCAGUUGUUGCAACCCCAUCACUUACUGUUUUAUGAAUUGCGGCUUCAGGAAGUCGUUUCUAAACCUGUUUGAGUGCUUCAAGGACCUUAGAGAGUCGAGAAAAUUCGGCUUGACCGGCAGUGAGAUGAAUAUGGAGACGAAAUGGACAAAUAGAUUGUCUGAACAAGCGUAAUUGUUGUUGUAGUGCUUACUAACUGUUCAA